Molecule: messenger RNA, 4380 nt
Organism: Nycticebus coucang (slow loris)
Lineage: Eukaryota; Metazoa; Chordata; Mammalia; Primates; Lorisidae
Gene: LRFN5
Product: leucine rich repeat and fibronectin type III domain containing 5
Exons: 6
Coding region: 1844-4000 (718 amino acids)
Molecular function (GO): protein binding
Source: RefSeq, a predicted model, not a curated record
CGCGCCCGCCGCCUCCUGAUGCUGCAGAGCCGGGCGCCGGUCCUCGGGGCCAGCACGCGCCUCCACGGGGAGCCCGGCUUUGGGACGCGCCCGAGACGCUGCCACAGCCCGGGACCUCAGCUGCGGACCUAACGCCUGAACUGCGGACUCGCGGGGCGCUGCCGGCGGGCGGGGCGCUGUGCAGCGGCGCGCGGGGAGGUGGUGAGCGCGUGCAGAGCUGCCUGAGCCGGGGACGGGACGUGGGUGUGCGUGUGUGUGCCCGGGCGCGUGUGUGUUUGUGCGUGUUUCUCCUCCUUCCCGUGAGGAUGUGAAUGGUUUUGCAGCUGGCUGCUCCCUUAGGAUUCUUGACUUUGGGGAGCUCGGGACUGUGAGUACAUGCCACCCACAUAAUCCAUUUUGCAAGGUUGGUUGUAUCAGGGGAAAAAGCGCAACUGGACGGGGGUGGGGCAGACGCAGGAAACCUGGAAAUACACACACUCGCAAGCUAGAGGAAGCAUUGAAAGACUUGAAAAGACUUUGGUAACCUCCCUGCUGGCCCUUCCGUUUUCCGGAAAGCUCCUGGAUACCUUUUCAAGUCAUCUUGGCAUCGCUCUGGUGUUUUGUAAGCCGCUUCCAGCUAGCUGCGUGUGUGCGCGCGUGUGUGUACGCGCGCGUCUAUGUGAUGCAUUUGACUAUCUUUUAUUCAACUGCCCAGAAGCAAAUGUGUUAACUUGGCGAUGCCCUUCCAUGCCCGGGUUCUGGAAGAGUGCGGAGGACGCCCAGACCUAUUUUCCUGGCUGGAUUCGGAGGGGCUGUCGGGCUGUGGACCCGGGUGUGUGGAUCGCUUUACCCAGAGGCUUGGAAAACACCGAUAUUAACCUGCUUCCAGGUACAUGGCAAGGUCAAGAGCGGGUCUUGCAGCUUUCUCGUUUCUGCGCAUCUAGACCUUCCUGUCUUGGCCAGAAAGAUAUUUACGUUUCAGUGCACAGCAUCUGAAGCCAGAAGUUCAGCCCUUCUAGCUGGUUUGCCAUACAAACAAGGUAACGAGGAGAGGAUUGCUUUUCAAACUGCUUAACAAAAUCCCCGACUCUUCCUCAGCUCUUUUCCGGCUUCCUCCUCCCCACCAAAAUGUCAACAGCUCUUGAAUUACGUGGAUUUGGGUUGGAGGAGAACUUGAAGGAAACGUGAUUGACCAGCUAUGAGAGAAGGCUCUCUCUGCUGCCCACGGUCUGGUGGACUUUAAAGCCAGCCGUGAGAAGAAACUGUUCCCUCCUGGCUUUCCCUCCCCGUGCGGAGCUGGGUGUGCAUGUGCAAGUGUGAGUACAAGUGCGCGCGCGCCCGGUGCGAGUGUGCGUGUGAGAGUGCGUGUCUCUGAGUGUGCGUGCGUGGCCGCCCUGCCUCUGCCGGCUCCCCGGGCCCCGAGACGCGGGUUUCAUGGGGCGAUCGCCACGGAUCCCCCACCCAGCGCGACCUGCGGGCAGCGGCGGCAGUGGCAGGAGUCGCCUCUCCAACUCCCUAGGAUGCGGGUGCUGAGCUAUGGCAAAGGGCAGAGAAGUGACGAACGAGCCCCGAGUGCGACCGUGAAAGCCACCUGGAGCCACCUUGCUGGAAUUGUACCCGCGGGCAGAAAGUCUUCCUACGACCGCCUUUCCCCCUAGAGACACCAGAGUCCCUGUAACCAUUCAGCCAGGUGUUGAGAAGAUUUGUAGUACUGAGCACCUUCCUUCGACCCCAUCCUCCGUCGGAACCAGCUUUGGAGAUGCUUUCACCCUGUCCAUCUUCUGCAGCAGCCAGCCAGAGUGCUGACUCCUUCACAGCAGUAAGGAACUCUUCAGGCUCCAGAAGCUCUUAAAUCUGAUUUACAAUGGAAAAAUUUCUUUUUUAUUUGCUUUUCAUUGGCAUAGCAGUGAAAGCUCAGAUCUGUCCAAAGCGUUGUGUCUGUCAAAUUUUGUCUCCUAAUCUUGCAACCCUUUGUGCCAAGAAAGGGCUUUUAUUUGUUCCACCAAACAUUGACAGAAGAACUGUGGAACUGCGGCUGGCAGACAAUUUUGUUACAAAUAUUAAAAGGAAAGAUUUUGCCAACAUGACCAGCUUGGUGGACCUGACUCUAUCCAGGAAUACAAUAAGUUUCAUUACACCUCAUGCAUUUGCUGACCUACGGAAUUUGAGGGCUUUGCAUUUGAAUAGCAACAGGUUGACUAAAAUUACGAAUGAUAUGUUCAGUGGUCUUUCUAAUCUCCAUCAUUUGAUAUUGAACAACAAUCAGCUGACUUUAAUUUCUUCUACAGCAUUUGAUGAUGUAUUUGCCCUUGAGGAGCUGGAUCUGUCCUAUAAUAAUCUAGAAACCAUUCCUUGGGACGCCGUGGAGAAGAUGGUUAGCCUGCACACCCUGAGUCUGGACCACAAUAUGAUCGACAACAUUCCUAAGGGGACUUUCUCCCACUUGCACAAGAUGACUCGGUUAGAUGUGACUUCCAACAAAUUGCAAAAGCUACCACCUGACCCUCUCUUUCAGCGAGCUCAGGUACUAGCCACCUCAGGAAUCAUAAGCCCAUCUACUUUUGCAUUAAGUUUCGGUGGAAACCCUUUGCAUUGCAAUUGUGAAUUGUUGUGGUUGAGGCGACUGUCCAGAGAAGAUGACCUAGAGACCUGUGCUUCUCCUGCACUUUUAACUGGCCGCUAUUUUUGGUCAAUUCCUGAGGAAGAGUUCUUGUGUGAGCCCCCUCUCAUUACUCGUCACACACACGAAAUGAGAGUCUUGGAGGGUCAGAGGGCAACACUGAGGUGCAAAGCCAGGGGAGACCCUGAACCUGCAAUUCACUGGAUUUCUCCUGAAGGGAAGCUGAUUUCCAAUGCAACAAGAUCUCUGGUCUAUGAUAAUGGAACCCUGGACAUUCUCAUAACAACUGUUAAGGAUACAGGUGCUUUUACCUGCAUUGCUUCCAAUCCGGCAGGGGAAGCAACCCAGACCGUGGAUCUGCAUAUAAUUAAGCUCCCCCACUUACUAAACAGUACGAACCAUAUCCACGAGCCUGAUCCUGGUUCUUCAGAUAUCUCAACUUCUACCAAGUCAGGGUCGAACACUAGCAGCAGUAACGGUGAUACGAAAAUGAGCCAGGAUAAAAUUGUGGUGGCAGAGGCAACAUCCUCAACAGCACUGCUUAAAUUCAAUUUUCAAAGAAAUAUCCCUGGGAUACGUAUGUUUCAAAUCCAGUACAAUGGUACUUACGAUGACACCCUUGUUUACAGGAUGAUUCCUCCUACGAGCAAAACCUUUCUGGUCAAUAAUCUGGCUGCUGGAACUAUGUAUGACUUGUGUGUCUUGGCCAUAUAUGACGAUGGCAUCACUUCCCUCACGGCCACCAGAGUUGUUGGCUGCAUCCAGUUUACGACAGAACAGGAUUAUGUGCGGUGCCAUUUCAUGCAGUCACAGUUUUUGGGAGGCACCAUGAUUAUUAUCAUUGGUGGAAUCAUUGUAGCUUCUGUGCUGGUUUUCAUCAUCAUUCUAAUGAUUCGGUAUAAGGUUUGCAACAAUAAUGGGCAACACAAGGUCACCAAGGUCAGCAACGUUUAUUCUCAAACUAACGGGGCUCAAAUACAAGGCUGCAGCGUCACACUGACCCAGUCUGUGUCCAAACAAGCCGUGGGCCCUGACGAAAGCGCCCAGGGUAAAGCAGCCAGUGACAGCGCCAUCCAAUCCUCAGAAACUUGUUUGAGUCAGGACUCCUCCUCCACUACCUCUGCUUUGCCGCCUUCUUGGACUUCAAGCACUUCUGUGUCCCAAAAGCAGAAGAGAAAGACGAGCACAAAGCCAAGCACCGAACCACAGAGUGAAGCGGUCACAAGUGUCGAGUCCCAAAACACUAACAGGAACAACUCAACUGCACUGCAGCUAGCUAGCCGACCUCCUGACUUCACCCCCGAGGGGCCCACACCCCAAAGAGCACACACACAGCCAAAUGCUUUGCUGACUAAUGUUGACCAGAAUGUCCAGGAGACACAGAGACUGGAGUUAAUCUGAGGAGUGCCACUUCUUCUCUCUCUCUUGAAAAAAUUGCCACUGAUAUUUUUACUGGAUAAAAUUAAAAAAAAAAAGUUUCAAUUCACAAAGGCUGAUUGUCGAACUGGUGUCCUAAAAGAAAGUGUCGCGGGAGCUGCGGUGCAAGUCUCUGAUACUGGCGAAACUGGCUCUAUCAGACCAUGGUUCAUCCUCUUUUCAAACCAAAUUUUUUUCCUUUGGCCUACAAGUAAUUUUUUUUUUUUUUUAAUGAAAGAAAAUAAAAGCCUACAUUGGCAUCAAGUUCUGUAUCAACCCAUCUUACAGUUGCCAUAAAUGAUUUAACAGACUGUAGAAUCUUGAAUAAUCUAUAUCACUUUAACAAAUAAAUGUUUUACUAUGAA